AUGGCGGCGCUGGUGGUGGCGGUGCUGGUGGUGGCGGCGCUGGCGGGGGCCGGGGCGCAGUGCCCGGCCCCCUCCGACCUGCGGACGGCCAACGGCACCCGCAUCUGCGCCCAGCUCUACGCCGACAACAGCCCCUACUACGACCAGUGCUGCGAGGGGCCCGUGCUGGUGGUGGAACCCGGCGCCGACGACCCCUACAUGCCCCACAACUGGGCCGCCCGCGUCUCCUCCUUGGUGGUGGGCACCCGAUGCGAGCUGACCGUCUGGUCUCGGGCCGGUAAGAAGGGAAAGAGCCGGACUUUCGGGACCGGCGCGGUGCCGCGGCUGCAGGAGGUGCGGCGGGGUCUCUUCGGCAAUUGGAACGAUGCCAUCAGGGGUUACUACUGCAAGUGCAAGUGAGGCGGGCGGCGCGGGGCGGCGCGGGGCAACGCCAGUCAUCGCGGGCCAAUGCGAGUCAACACGGGCCAAGAGGAGUCAAUGUGAGUCAACGGGGGCCAAGACAAGUCAACGUGAGUCAACGCAAGUCUAUGUGGGCCAAGACAAGCCAACGUGAGUCAAUGCAAGUCAACGCGCGUCAAGACAAAUCAACGUCAAGUCAAUACGAGCCAGCGUGGUCAAACGUGGGUCAACCUCGGCCAAGACGAGUCCAGAUGGGUCAACGUGGGCCAAGACAAACCAACGUGCGCCAAGGCGAGCCAACGCGUGUCAAGGCGAGCCAACACACGUCGAGGCAAGCCAACACACGUCAAGGUGAGCCAACGCGUGUCAAGGCGAGCCAACACACGUCAAGGUGAGCCAACGCGUGUCAAGGCGAGCCAACACACGUCGAGGCGAGCCAACACACGUCAAGGUGAGCCAACGCGUGUCAAGGCGAGCCAACACACGUCAAGGUGAGCCAACGCGUGUCAAGGUGAGCCAACGCGAGCCAAGGCGGGCCAAGACGAGUCAACGUGAGUCCACGCAGGUCACCGUGAGUCCCCAUGGGUCAAGAGUGCCAGAUGUAGGCUGACACGUGUUGACGUGGCAGUGCCACCCCCUCGCUCCGCCCCCCCCCCCCCAUCACAUCGCACAGCUCCCAGUGCAGCCAAUAAAGCCUGGAGGCCGCAGCA
Messenger RNA from Tyto alba (common barn owl), 1109 nucleotides. RefSeq names its product syncollin (gene SYCN). Bases 1 to 399 code for a protein of 132 amino acids. Gene Ontology annotation, cellular component: secretory granule membrane. Gene Ontology annotation, biological process: exocytosis. The record is from RefSeq and is a predicted model, not a curated record. Lineage: Eukaryota; Metazoa; Chordata; Aves; Strigiformes; Tytonidae. The transcript has a single exon.